AUGCCAGUGAAGUCCCCUGUCAUGAUCGCUGCCUGGGUUCUCCUCCUCCUCUUUCCUGCCUGCUUCUCCCGCCACCCACCCUGGCUGCCCUCGGGAACUUCGAGUCUUCACCAACGCUGCUACCCUCCCGAGGAGCUGUCCCACAACCAGCUUCCCCUCCACCUGAUAGGCGUGGGUGCCCGGUCUGCCCGCUCCCUGCCUGCUACACUGGUGGCCAGCCUGGAGGCUGGGAGCCUAGCAAGGACACGGAGACAUCAGCGCCACAAGGAGUCCCGAUGUUCAGCUCUCCAGCUUGAAAAUGUGUACGAAGCCGAGGUCCAUCAGCGAUCCCUCUCACCGUGGAAAUACCGAAUUAACUCAGAUGAGAACCGCUACCCCCAAAAGCUAGCCUUUGCAGAGUGUCUGUGCAAAGGCUGUAUCGACAUGAAAUCAGGUCGGGAGACAUCUUCACUCAACUCAGUUGAACUGUAUCAGAGAGUGCUGGUCCUCCACCGAAAGCCCUGUGCUUUGAAGGGAGAUACUCAAGUGACCCCAGGGGCCUUCACCUUCGAGAUAGAGUACAUCAACGUCCCUGUGGGCUGUACCUGUGUCCUGCCCCGGUCUGGCUAA
Messenger RNA from Trichosurus vulpecula (common brushtail), 609 nucleotides. RefSeq names its product interleukin 17C (gene IL17C). The coding region runs from base 1 to 609 and encodes 202 amino acids. Lineage: Eukaryota; Metazoa; Chordata; Mammalia; Diprotodontia; Phalangeridae. The record is from RefSeq and is a predicted model, not a curated record. The transcript has 3 exons. Gene Ontology annotation, cellular component: extracellular region. Gene Ontology annotation, molecular function: cytokine activity. Gene Ontology annotation, biological process: inflammatory response.